AAGGGGGCGUGGUCGAGAGGCGAGUGUUCAAGUUAAAAAAGUCAAAAAGUCGCGCAGAACUCCCAGGUGCAACGGAGACCCGCGACACCCGAUAAACUGGACGUCCACCGUGACGCCGGAGGAGCUCAAGCCUCCUCUGUGCUCCUCGGCGCGGACCAUGCGGCGGAAAGCAUGGGGGAGAAGCCAAGAGUUUCUCCGUUCAAGAACUUUGUGGCCGGCGGGGUCGGCGGAGCGUGUCUGCUGCUAGCCGGACACCCCCUGGACACCAUCAAGGUGAGACUACAGACUCAGCCCAAAGCCUCCUCGCUCUCUAGCUACGUCAUUUACACGGGAACCUUUGACUGCUUUCGUAAGACCAUCUCCAAAGAGGGGAUCCUGGGCCUGUAUAAAGGGAUGGGUGCUCCACUGGUGAGUGUGGCUCCCAUGAUGGCCAUCAGUUUCUUUGGCUUUGGGUUGGGGAAACAGCUCCAGCAGACGGACCCCAGUCAAGAGCUAACGCACCCUCAGAUAUUCCUGUCAGGAUGUCUGGCCGGGGUCUUCACAACAGUGAUUGUGGCUCCGGCAGAGAGGAUUAAAUGCCUACUGCAGGUGCCGACUGGUGGUGGCACGUCCAAAUAUUCGGGUCCUCUUGACUGUGCCACACGUCUCUACAAGGAACAGGGCAUCCGGAGCCUCUACAAAGGGACACUGUUGACACUCAUCAGAGAUGUGCCUUCCAAUGGUCUCUACUUUCUGACGUAUGAAUAUCUGAAAAACCUCUUGACUCCAGAAGGUCAAAGUGUUUCUCAGCUUGGCGCCGCCUCCAUCCUGUUCGCUGGCGGCGUGGCUGGACUCUUGAAUUGGACCAUUGCGCUACCCCCGGAUGUCCUCAAGUCCAAUUUUCAGACAGCCAUAGACGGCAAGUACAGAGGUCUGGUGGACGUCUUGAGAACGCUGCUACGAGAAGAAGGAGCAAAAGCGCUCUACAAAGGCUUCAUGGCCGUGUUCCUCCGAGCCUUUCCCGCCAAUGCUGCAUGUUUCUUGGGCUUUGAAGUGGCCUUAAAGGGUUUGAACUGGCUGGCACCCAGCUGGUGAACCUGCGAGCUUCUGUGGCCAACAAAGUGCUGGGGCCGUGCUUCUGUGGAAUUUUCCUUCCAUCACAUUCAUAUGGAGCCCCAUACAUGACAUGGGGAGAAACUAUUUAAAAUUGUUUCCAAAAUAUAGAUACAAUGUCUACACAAAAUGCUAAUUUGUGGUCACAGAGGUGUCCAAGUUGUUCACGGGAAUGAUAUUAAAGCCACAAAUUAUUAUUUCAUGGCCAUGAAUAUGCAUUUUGUGCACGUGUUAGCGGUAUUGUUGCUGCAAUUUAUUUUUCUUUUACCCAUGUGAAGUGUGGGGCUGUCUACAUUUAUUCCUUUUUUGUUUGACUUUGUCGCAUGUUUAAAAAAAAAAAAAAACAAUCGGUGCUGAUUUAUCGACCAUGAUAGAUGUACAUGUGGACUUGUAUUGUUUCUUCUGAAACUUUUUCAAGUGCUUGUAUGUUUUUUUAACUGUUUUCAGUAAAGCUUUUU
Molecule: messenger RNA, 1550 nt
Organism: Hippocampus comes (tiger tail seahorse)
Lineage: Eukaryota; Metazoa; Chordata; Actinopteri; Syngnathiformes; Syngnathidae
Product: mitochondrial carnitine/acylcarnitine carrier protein-like
Exons: 9
Coding region: 172-1074 (300 amino acids)
Biological process (GO): mitochondrial transport; carnitine transmembrane transport
Cellular component (GO): mitochondrial envelope
Molecular function (GO): O-acyl-L-carnitine transmembrane transporter activity
Source: RefSeq, a predicted model, not a curated record